Molecule: messenger RNA, 1705 nt
Organism: Dimorphilus gyrociliatus
Lineage: Eukaryota; Metazoa; Annelida; Polychaeta; Dinophilidae
Source: the annotation of a GenBank genome assembly
UAUCAUUCUUUAUUGUCCUUGGAAACUUUUGGUGGUCUUUCUUUUAGUUAAAUUUUAGAUUUAUAGCCGCUAUGUCGGACGAAAUUCAUAACCCGAGGAACAAUCCCGUCCCUAGGGAAGAUGAUAAAGUUACCCUUAAGAAAAAAGUGGGUUUUGUGUCUGGAACUUCACUUAUUGUUGGAGCAAUGAUAGGUUCUGGAAUCUUUAUCUCUCCAAAAGGCGUACUUAAUGGAGCCGGAUCGGUUGGUUUUACACUAAUUUGUUGGCUGCUCAGUGGACUGAUAGCUUUAGGAGGUUUAUUUAAAAUGAAAGGAAAACUAACUAAAUGAUUCCUUUAAUUAAUUCCUACCUUCAAGGUGCUUUAUGCAUGACUGAACUUGGAACGAUUAUACCCAAAAAUGGAGCCGAAUAUACCUACAUCUUAGUUGGAAUUGGAGAAGCUCCGGCAUUUCUAUCAAUUUGGAGUUUAAAUUUAUUGCUUAAACCAGCCGGUUUAGCUAUCAUAGCUUUGACAUGCUCGGAAUAUUUAUUGGUUUUACCAUUCGAAGAUGGGUGCGGAGAACCACCGGAACUUAAUAAAAAACUUCUUGCCGCUGUUAUCUUAAUUGUUUUAGCCGCUAUAAAUUGCUAUUCGGUUAAAUUGGCAACAAGAAUUCAAGUUAUAUUCACUGUAGCAAAAUUGUUAGCCGUAUUUAUGAUAAUUAUUGGAGGAUUUGUUAGGCUCGGUCAAGGUUAUACAGAUUCACUUAAAUCGGGUUUUAAGGGAACAACUACAAAUGUUGGUAAAAUUGCCCUCGGUAUAUAUAGCGGUCUAUGGUCCUAUGAUGGAUGGAAUAACCUAAAUUACGCAACAGGAGAACUCAAAGAACCUCACAAGAAUCUUCCAAGAUCCAUUAUGCUUGGUAUACCUUUGGUUAUUGUAUGUUAUGUUCUGAUGAAUAUUAGCUAUUUUACCGUAAUGUCACCAUCUAAAUUGUUAAAUUCUCCAGCGGUAGCCGUAACAUGGGCCGAAGCUGUUAUAAGACCCGUUAAAUGGUUAAUACCAAUCUUUGUUGCAUUAUCAACUUUUGGAUCUGCUAAUGGUAUUAUGUUUGGUACUAGUCGGUGUGUAUAUUAUUAUUUUUAAAUGAAAUAUAGAAUUUUAAACUACACUCAUUCCCUAUUUUCUCCCUCUUUUAUCAAUAGACUUAUGCAUAGAGCAGCCAGAAAUGGCCAUUUCAUAAGUAUACUUAGUAUGAUACACGCUAAGCGACUGACACCCAUUCCAUCAUUGAUAUUCUCAACCCUUUUAUGUUUAAUCUACCUUAUACCUGGCAAUGUCGGCUCUCUAAUUAGAUUCUUCGGCUUCAGUACAAGAAUAUUUUCCAUAUUAACAUUGGUUACAGUAUUAAUCUUAAGAUGGCGCUGGAAACAUGUGCCACGCCCCUACAAAGUUCCUAUUUUCGUACCAAUCAUCUUAAUUAUGGUCUCAUUAUGCCUUCUUGUCGCGCCAAUAAUUGACAAACCAAGAAUUGAAUUUCUGUAUGCAACAAUUAUCAUUCUCGGUGGAUUAUUUUUCUAUAUUCCAUUUUGUUAUUUCAAGAAAUCUUUACCUUUUAUGAAUUCUUUUACAGCAUCUUUGCAGUUGCUAAUGGAAGUUGUUCCAAUAGAAGAAUAAUUAUUAAACAUAAAAGAAAAGAAAAAUAAAACAUAUAUCUAUUCUGGC